CGAAAACAGCCCUAGAGCAGAGGGACAAGGGUGACCCAGGCAGGUCCUGCAAAGGGGGGGGUGGGGGUUGGGGGGGGGGGUGGCACCCUCCAUGCAGAACACCCACCGUGCCAGAGGACCCCCCUGCACCCUGGGUGUCCCAGGGACCAACCACGCUGGAGCAGCACCCCACGGGGAAGAGCCCAGCUGGCAGCUGCCUGGCCCUGAUGGCUCCUGUGCAAUGGUGACAGCAGGGAGAGGCAGCCGCCAGUGGCUGCGGACCAGGGGCACGUGCUGACUCUGAGGGAUGGGGAGUCUCCCCAGUCGGGAGAAGCCGAUCAGCAUCCUGCCAGCGAUUGCCAACACCAUGCAGCCCCCGCUGCCCACACAGCCAGCUCCCAGCAGCUUCCUGGCCCUCUGCGACUUCCCGUCUGGCGGAGGGGCACCUGCUGUCCUGAGGAUGGGGGAGCAGCUCCGUGUCCUCUCCGAGGACGGGGAGUGGUGGCUGGUGGCAUCUGAGGUGUCUGGCAAGGAGUGCCAUGUCCCCAGCAGCUGUGUGGCCAAGGUCAGGCACAGGUGGCUGUACGAGGGCGUCAGUCGGCAGAAGGCGGAGGAGCUGCUACUCCAGCCGGGCAACCACAGCGGGUCCUUCCUGAUACGGGAGAGCCAGACUAGGCGAGCAGGCUGCUACUCGCUGUCGGUGCGCCGCAGUGAGCGUGCCUCCUGGGACUCGGUGACACACUACCGCAUCCACCGCCUGGAGAACGGCUGGCUCUACAUCUCGCCCCGGCUCACCUUUCCCAGCCUGCAUGACCUGGUGGACCACUACUCUGAGGUGGGAGAGGGGCUGUGCUGCCCCCUCAGAGAGCCCUGUGCCAUGGAAGGGGUGAGGGUAGCCCCAGUCCCUGCCAUGCCCGCUGUUGUGAAGACACCAUCGCUCAACUGGGACAAGAUUGACAGCUCCCUCCUGUUCUCUGAGGCCACAUCCCCACCGGAGGAGGACUCUCCCAUCAGCCUGGGCCUGCGGGAAGCCAUCAGCUCCUACCUCCUCCUGACAGAGACAGACCCCUCCGAGCAGGACACCAAGGCGAAGGGGGCGAAGAGCAGCUGAGGGCAGGGCCCCACACAGCCAGAGCCCACAGUGGAUACCCAGCCCUCCUUACAGCCUUUCCCUGGUUUCAGCCACGGUCGCUCCUUGACGCCAAGGGAGCCGGGCACCAGGGGGGUGGUGGUCUGGACACAGGACAGGUGGGGUUAGGCAGACACCGAUGCUGCCCGAUGGUCCAUCCUCUCUAAAGCCAGGUGCUUUGGGAUGCGAUGUUUGAGCACCUUGAGCAGCACCCAGCACCCCCGGGAGAAGGCAGAGGCUGUGCACAGGAGCCCUGCCUGCCCCACGGGCUGCAACAGGGUCCUGCCACAUCUGCGCUUCCACAGCACAGGGAAAGGGGAUGCAAAUGCCCAACAAGCCAAAGCCCAGCCCAGGUGGGGGAACAGCCUGAAACCAUAAGGCCCCUCAAGUUCUUGCACAAACAUUUUUUGGGUGAGGUGUCUGUGCGGGACUGGGCCUGUGAGCAGCAGCUGCUCGUGCUAUCACCCACCCGUAACUCACCCCUCUGCUUGGUGGGAGCAGCAGGGCAGCAGCCAGGAAGAAACCAGUCUCUUACUGCACCCGAAGUAGCUGAUUUUCAAGCCUUUUAACACAUGGAUUGUACUGGGUUUAAGGUGCAUAAAAGAGGAUCCUGCUGGACACGCAGCAAUAACCAUUUACAAUAUUUUAAUUAAAAGGCAUCUCGUUCACA
Grus americana (Whooping crane) is the source of this 1778-nucleotide messenger RNA. RefSeq names its product Src like adaptor 2 (gene SLA2). The record is from RefSeq and is a predicted model, not a curated record. Bases 287 to 1090 code for a protein of 267 amino acids. Gene Ontology annotation, molecular function: protein binding. Lineage: Eukaryota; Metazoa; Chordata; Aves; Gruiformes; Gruidae. The transcript is spliced from 8 exons.